Molecule: messenger RNA, 1179 nt
Organism: Encephalitozoon cuniculi GB-M1
Lineage: Eukaryota; Fungi; Microsporidia; Unikaryonidae
Exons: 1
Coding region: 1-1179 (392 amino acids)
Biological process (GO): monoatomic cation transport
Cellular component (GO): plasma membrane
Molecular function (GO): monoatomic cation transmembrane transporter activity
Source: RefSeq, marked provisional
AUGCUCGGUGAUCUAUUCGACCCAGCACUAUACAACACCUCGCUGUUAAUCCAGUCAAUACCAGGGCUGCUCAUAUCUCUUAGUGGCUUGAUCCUCACGGGAUCAGCACUAGCAGGCGCUGCCAACGACAUCCAUCUGACGGAUGUCCCAAUCAUCCUUGAAUCAAACUGCAUUCUGGCAUUCAAGGGAAACAUAGAGCUCAUAUUUGCGAUGUAUCUCUCGUCGAUGAGCCAGUCGCCCCUGUUUGUCUACAAGAAGUACUUCAGAUAUGUCUUUGACAACUCCAACCUGGUUUUGGCACAAUCUGCAAUAAUAGGGUUUAUGAUAGGGCUAAUAGGGAUAGCAGCAAAUAUCUUAUCUGAAGGGCCGGACAUCAAGCUGAGCCUAUCCAUACUGGGAGGCUCGCUUGUGGCAUGCACAUUGACCUCGGUCUUGUUCAUAAUACUGCUCAUAGUAUCCAUAGAGCUGUCCAAGUUUAUGGACAUCAAUCCAGACAACAUCAUCCUUCCAACCAUAUCAUCUCUUGGAGACUACCUGAAUGUGAGGUCCCUGAUAUACUUUACCAAGUGGUUCAGGAAUGCUUCGAUAUCAUCAUGCCUUGCCUGGAUUUUUCUUUCAAUCUCCACAGUACCUUUGUGCUUGUGCUUUGCACUGGCCGGCAAAAAAAGAGUUCCCCUCCAGUCUUCGGAGGUCCUUCUCAUCACCUAUGCAAUUAGUACAACUAGUGGAUAUAUCCUCGAAAGCUUCUCAGACAGGUUUCCAGUCCUUGCACCGUCCUUUCCUGUAUUCAGCGGAAUGUCAGUCUCGAUAGCAUUUAUCUAUUUACAUAGGAUAUUCACAUCAAUCAACAACCAAACAGUUCACAACAGCAGAGAGUCUUACAUAACACUGGUCCUGAUUUCUGUGCUAAUGUCUUUAAUGUAUCUUGCAAUAUCUGCAUUCAUGAAGCUCCAAUACUCAUACGAGUUUUGCAUACUAUUCACAAUGCUUUUUGUGUCCCAGGUUACAAUUCUACUGAGAGGUGUUUCUGUUAUUGUUGAGUACCUAGACAAAAGGGAAGAAGAUACAGGUGUUCUGGCUCUUCCGCUCAUUACGUCUGCCUCCGACUUCCUCAGCACGAUGUUUCUUCUGACUCUAGUGGCCAUUCUAGAUCUGUUUGAUAUAAAGCAUAGUUUUUAA